ACGAGAAGGACAUUUUCGUAUCAGAUCGCUGAAUACUUCAUUAAUUGCUGAUGAAAUUGUCAGUAUUUCAGAGACUGAAUUUGAAAGUUUUGGAAAAGUUGAUGAAAUUAUCAAUGACAGUACCAAAUAUUUUCAACCAAAAUUAAAAACAUUUUGCGCAAUUGACUUGCUCAUUCCUCUAAACCAACUUUCCCAAAUGACUGUCAGUCAAUGGCUUGGCAAAGUUUUAUCGGAAAAAAUGCGUUUAUAUUUUGUUGUCCCUGAAGAUAUCUAG
Molecule: messenger RNA, 274 nt
Organism: Funneliformis geosporum
Lineage: Eukaryota; Fungi; Glomeromycota; Glomeromycetes; Glomerales; Glomeraceae
Source: the annotation of a GenBank genome assembly